AUGUCGAAGCCAAUCACAUUCAUCACUGGAAAUGUGAAAAAACUCGAAGAGGUUAUUGCGAUAUUGGGCAAAGAGUUUCCACGCGAAUUGGUGUCACGGAAGAUUGAUUUGCCGGAAUUGCAGGGCGAGAUGAAUGACAUUAGCAUUAAGAAGUGCAAAGAGGCUGCAAAAUACGUACAGGGACCAGUCAUCGUUGAAGACACUUGUUUGUGUUUCACUGCACUCGGAGAUUUGCCAGGUCCGUAUAUAAAAUGGUUUUUGGAAAAGGUCGGCCCAGAAGGAUUGUUCAAAAUGUUAUCUGGAUUUGAAGACAAAUCGGCCACAGCUGUGUGCACCUUUGCCUACACCUCCGGUGAAAAUGAUGCGGUUUUACUCUUCCAAGGAAAGACUGAAGGUCAAAUUGUUGAUCCACGUGGUCCACGCGAUUUUGGAUGGGACCCAUGCUUCCAACCAAAUGGAUUCCAGAAGACAUACGCCGAAUUGCCCAAAGAAACUAAGAACAGCAUCUCUCAUCGAUUCAAAGCCGUCGAUGCAUUGAAACAUUAUUUCAUGACCAAAAAUGAGUGA
Messenger RNA from Sitodiplosis mosellana (orange wheat blossom midge), 567 nucleotides. Its product is annotated as inosine triphosphate pyrophosphatase-like. Gene Ontology annotation, biological process: nucleoside triphosphate catabolic process. The transcript has 2 exons. Gene Ontology annotation, molecular function: nucleoside triphosphate diphosphatase activity. Lineage: Eukaryota; Metazoa; Arthropoda; Insecta; Diptera; Cecidomyiidae. Bases 1 to 567 code for a protein of 188 amino acids. The record is from RefSeq and is a predicted model, not a curated record. Gene Ontology annotation, cellular component: cytoplasm.